UGACUGUUGACUUCUGCCAGAAUCUGUCGUCACACUCUCUUCUAUUAAAUGACACUCCCUCCUCCUAGACUCCACAGGCCAUACUUCUUCUCUCACAUUAUCUUCUUUUUCUUUCUCUCUGUGUCAGUUUCUUUGUUCAUGACUCCAGAAAACUAGGCCCUUUAAGGAGUUAUUGUUUAACCUCUUCUGGAAGUAGAGAGUAACUACCUUGGUUCUGUGUUGGACCAUGGAAGGAGGAAUAGUUCCAGUAACCGAUGUUUCGGCUUUCAGAGAAUGUUUUUCUUUGGCAUGGAAGAACCCUUAUGUUCUUCGGCUAGCUUUCUCUGCGGGGAUCGGUGGUUUGCUCUUUGGUUAUGAUACUGGUGUUAUUUCUGGUGCUCUUCUCUAUAUUAGAGAUGAGUUCGAUUCUGUUGAUAGGGAGACUGUUCUGCAGGAAACUAUUGUCAGUAUGGCAGUUGCCGGAGCAAUCAUAGGUGCUGCGAUUGGUGGAUGGAUGAACGACCGAUUUGGCCGGAGAAUCUCACUCCUGGUUGCAGAUUUUCUCUUCUUUGUUGGAGCUGUUUUCAUGGCCUCUGCUCCCAACCCAGGUCUAUUGAUCGUUGGUCGUGUUUUUGUUGGUCUCGGUGUUGGUAUGGCGUCGAUGACAGCUCCACUAUACAUCUCAGAAGCUUCCCCUCCGAAAGUCCGAGGUGCCCUGGUCAGCACCAAUGCUUUCCUUAUAACUGGAGGCCAGUUUAUAUCUUACCUGAUCAACUUAGCAUUCACCAAGGCUCCAGGGACAUGGAGGUGGAUGCUUGGAGUUGCUGGAAUACCAGCUUUAAUUCAAUUUGUAUUGAUGUGGAUUCUCCCAGAGUCACCAAGAUGGCUAUACAGAAAGGGGAGGGAAGAAGAAGCCAAAGCCAUACUAAGAAAAAUAUUCCCUGCGCAUGAGGUUGAAGAAGAGAUACAAGCUCUGAAAGAAUCGGUUGAUGCAGAGGUAAAGGAAGAAGGAUCAUCGGAGAAGAUUAAUUUCACCAAGAUACUUAAAACCAAAACAGUCAGGAGAGCACUUAUAGCAGGUGUAGGACUACAGAUCUUUCAACAAUUUGUGGGCAUUAACACAGUAAUGUAUUAUAGCCCCACAAUUGUUCAGUUGGCUGGUUUUGCGUCGAACCAAACAGCUCUCCUACUAUCCCUUAUCACAGCAGGUCUCAAUGCUGCAGGCUCCAUUGUGAGCAUAUAUUUUGUAGACAGGACAGGCAGGAAGAAACUUCUGAUUAUCAGUCUAAUUGGUGUUAUGAUCUCACUAGCAUUUCUAUCUGCUACGUUCCAUGAGACCACUGCGCAAUCACCAGCAGUUAGCAAGCAGGAUACAGCCCAAUUCUCUGGUAUGACCUGCCCAGAUUACCAGUCCACAUCUGUUGCUUGGGACUGUAUGCGGUGCUUGAAGGCCUCUUCUCCAGAUUGUGGCUUCUGUGCAUCUGCAACCAACAAGUUAUAUCCUGGGGCAUGUUUGAUUUCAAAUACAACAGUGAAGAAUACGUGUCAUGGGGAAUAUAGGCUAUGGUACACAAGAGGUUGUCCUAGCAGAUAUGGGUGGGUGGCUUUAAUUGGAUUAGCCCUUUACAUCAUAUUCUUUUCCCCUGGGAUGGGUUCUGUUCCAUGGAUUGUGAACUCUGAGAUAUACCCUUUGAGGUUCAGAGGUGUCUGUGGAGGUAUAGCUGCCACUGCUAACUGGAUCUCAAAUCUGAUUGUGGCUCAGUCCUUCCUCUCCUUAGCACAGGGAAUUGGGACUGCAUGGACUUUCCUCGUUUUUGGGGUAAUCGCUGUAGUUGGCUUGCUCUUUGUGUUGGUUUGUGUCCCAGAGACCAAGGGACUACCAAUUGAGGAAGUUGAGAAGGUGCUUGACGGAAGAGCUUUUCACUUUAGGUUCUGGAGAAAGGAAUCAGAUGAUUUGGAGAAAUAAGAAUGUGAAUCAAGAGUGAUAUAGUAAGAUAAUUUGAAUACCAAGGUCGAAACCAAUUUAUAUUUUGAGAUGAUCAGAUGUGUACAUUUUUUUUUUUUUUUUUUUUUUUAACUACAUAUGGGCAUCUUCUUUUCCGGACAAAAAAAAAAAAAAAACAUAGUGUCACCAAAGGCUUGUUAGUAUUACUAGUAUUUUUCCCAUAGGUUUCAUUUGGUUGCAUGUAAAUAGGUGGAAAAGGAAAAAAUCAUGUGAAAUAGGAUCAUCCCAUGUUUGUUUAAACAUGAAGUCUUUUCAACUCCCA
Molecule: messenger RNA, 2246 nt
Organism: Macadamia integrifolia
Lineage: Eukaryota; Viridiplantae; Streptophyta; Magnoliopsida; Proteales; Proteaceae
Product: probable inositol transporter 2
Exons: 6
Coding region: 227-1945 (572 amino acids)
Biological process (GO): transmembrane transport
Cellular component (GO): membrane
Molecular function (GO): myo-inositol:proton symporter activity
Source: RefSeq, a predicted model, not a curated record